Messenger RNA from Cydia fagiglandana, 2966 nucleotides. RefSeq lists its product as uncharacterized. The coding region runs from base 324 to 2966 and encodes 880 amino acids. The record is from RefSeq and is a predicted model, not a curated record. Lineage: Eukaryota; Metazoa; Arthropoda; Insecta; Lepidoptera; Tortricidae. The transcript is spliced from 3 exons.
UGAUUUUUUAAAAUUUGUAGAAGGUCGGGCCCUUGCCCUAGAGAACAGUGAGGGACGGGGUGAUACAGCAAGCUGUGCUGCUGGCAAGGUAGCUCCAGUGAAGAUGGCAUCAUCAUCAUUUGUCACUACCAAAGCAUCCCAAGGCUGUCUGUACUGUGUGCCUGUUGUCGCAGCCUGAGGAGCUGCGCGAUCCUGAUGCCGCACCCAGCUUGGUUCACACACAGUUUGGUUACAUAGUAGGAGGUGAUGUUCCAUCUUCUAUUCUUAAACAACCUGCUGUUUCUCUUUUCUGUCAAGAAUGUCAAACUGAUGUACGCGAUACUAUGUCUAAUUUUUGGCAAACAGAAAAAGUACCUGAAAUAUAUGCGGAACAUACAUCUGAACAACAACAGUGCGAAAAAUUGUUCACUGAAACUGUCAAACUUGAAGACAAUCAAUUUACAGUUUCAUUGCCAUUAAAAAUACCUAUCUAUGAUGUGAACAAUACAUUGGGGGAUUCAUUUGGGUUAGCGCUCAAGAGAUUUUAUAAUCUCGAGAAGAGAUUUCAGAAGGAUCAGAAUUUGUAUGAAGGUUAUAAGGAUUUCAUACAUGAAUAUCUCGAUUUAGGUCAUGGAUCAUAUGUUGACAUUUCCUCAUAUGAUCUUACUAAAGAUCCUGUGUACUUUAUGGGACAUUCAGCUGUUUUAAGGCCGGAUGCAGUAAGUACCAAGCUCCGGGUAGUCUUUGAUGGAUCUAUGUUAACGAGUAAUAAGAUUUCAUUGAAUAAUAUUUUAAUGAAUGGACCAACUGUUCAACAGGAACUGUUCGACAUACUUUUGUCAUUUAGAGUGCACAAAUAUUUCAUUGCUUGUGAUAUCAGGCGUAUGUUCCGAAAUAUUUUAGUACAGAAAGAUCAGCGAUCUUUGCAAAAUAUUCUCUGGCGAGACACUCCUAAUGAGUCACUAAAAUGUAUUCAGCUAAACACAGUUUGCUAUGGAAUGAAGUCAUCAAGUUAUCUUUCAACAAGAUGCUUGAACGAGCUGGCUACGAAAUUCGAGAGGCAAUAUCCUCUAGCUAGUUCUGCAAUACUAAACUCUACCUAUGUAGAUGACAUCAUUCAUACAGAGGAUAGUUUGGCAAAGAUUGUUGACACUCAAACUCAAUUAAUAGAAUUACUUGCUAAAGGUAGUUUUAAACUACAUAAAUGGGCAGCUAAUGACUCUUCAAUUUUGACAAAUAUUCCAGCAGAGCAGCAGGUUGUUGGAGAACUGGAACUGAAUAAGGACAUCAAAACUUUAGGUUUAAAGUUAGAUAUUGACUCUGAUUCUUUUAAACUUUCAUGUCCAGUGUCAAAAAAUGUCCCUAAAACAAAAAGACAAAUUUUAAGUUACAUAAGCCAAUUCUAUGACCCUUUAGGUCUAGCGGGACCCGUUUUUGUCCAAGCUAAAAUCAUUAUGCAAAAAUUGGCUCAGGCUUGUACCGACUGGGACUCAGUGCCCUCGCCUAUUUUACUAAAAGAAUGGCUUGAAUUUUACAAUGAUUUGCAGACAAUGAAAGAAAUUAAAAUAAAACGAAAUGUUACUGUUGAUAACAUUCAGUCAGCUCAGCUAGUAGCAUUUGGUGAUGCCUCAAUUUCUGCAUAUGGAGCAGCCAUUUAUUUAAGAGUCACUGACAAGCAUGGCAAAGUAUCGAUGUCGCUUCUUUGUUCUAAGAGUCGCAUUGCAUCUAAAGACAAGAAGUUGACUGUGCCACGAUUAGAAUUAAAUGCAUCUCUUUUGAUGGCAAAAUUAUGCUUUAGAGCAUACAAUACUUUAAGUAAAAAGAUAUCUAUUGAAAGUGUGCAUCUUUUCAGUGAUUCUCAGGUUGUUUUGGCAUGGCAAAAAACGGAUCCAACAAAACUAAAUGCUUAUGUUGCUAAUAGAGUCAAAUUAAUCAACGAAUAUACAAAGGGUUUUCAAUGGUUGUAUAUAAAAACAGACCUCAAUCCUUCUGAUUGUUUGAGUCGAGGUGUAAAACCUAGUGAACUACAAAGUAACCAACUGUGGUGGUGCGGACCGACUAGCAUGUCUGAUCCAGAGUAUAAAUUUACCGAUGAUAGUAAUACUGUACCUGACAACUUACCGGAGAUCAAGCAUGCUGAUGGUUCCAAGCCGGUGUGUAUGGCAUCAUAUCAAUCGGUUUCUCUUGCAAAUGAUUUGUUAGAUAAGUUUUCUAACAUUAAUAAGGCAGUUAACGUGCUUGCCUACAUACAAAGAUUCUGUAAAAAUGUAAGGCCGGGUUCACAAAAAAUAAAGCUUAAUUUUAUUACUUUUAGCGAGGCAACCCAGGCAUUGCAUAUGUUUAUAAAGAAUGAGCAGGAAAGGUUCUUUGAUAAAGAGCUGGCCUCUUUGCGGGCAGGUAGGCAAGUUUCGUCGUAUUUACUAUCUGUCAACCCCUUCAUUGAUGCUAACGGUAUUCUCAGAGUAGGUGGACGUUUGCAACACUCCUCCUUACCUUAUAGCCAUAAGCAUCAGAUAAUCUUACCAAAAGAAUCUAAGGUCACUUACCUUAUUAUUGAAAAUGAACAUUUAAAGCUUUUACACGCCAGUCAGAAAGAAUUACUUAGCAAUUUAAGUCAACGCUAUUAUAUAGUUAACGGUUUGAGAUUGGUAAAAAAGUUUGUGAAUAAAUAUCUCACAUGUUUUAGACUGAAAGGUGAAACAGCAAAACAGCUGAUGGGUUCAUUGCCCGCUGGUAGAGUCAGCAUAGAUCGAGUGUUUGCUAAGAACCGUCCUAAAUGGAAGGCCGCCUUGCCUAAUAUUAAAGUAGGUGCUCUAGUUAUCUUGCGUGAAAUAGAUACUCCGCCUAUGACUUGGCCUAUGGCUAGAGUUACCAAGGUUUUUCCAGGUCAGGAUGGAAAGAUAAGAGCCUUAGAAGUAAAAAAGGCUAAUGGUAAAGUUCAUACAACUUCUAUUACUAAAGUGUGUAUACUACCUUUAGAUGAAUAG